AUGGAGGGGAGAUCAGGAAAGGUCAAGGAAUCCGUAGGUCUUGACCGGGCAUGCGGGCAUGGUCCAGAUGACAUCUGCACCUUGUCGGUGCCCGUCACCAACCGGGAGUCAUCAGCUCCUAGCGUUGAUGAAGCAUAUGCGGAAGGACGUAUCCGUAGGAGACGGACUGCGGAUGUUCUAGCGGUCAAACUCGCUCUAUGGGCCGUUGAUCCCGAUGGUGGAUAUCAUUCAUCACAGCCCGCGGAUGGAUGUGCCUCUCCCCCUGACGAAGGUUUCCACACACCUUCUAGGAACGGAAAGGAAGCUGGACUGCCAUUACGCAUCCCUGGAACGAUUCUCGCGAAGUACCUUUCUUCGUACAGUACUUUGGCCAUCCACACGCAACUUUCCCAUCAUGUGUCCACUAAUGCAAGUUGGAAUCACCCAAACUGCGGCGCAUUUGUGACGAAGAUUUGA
This is a messenger RNA of Colletotrichum costaricense, 456 nucleotides long. RefSeq lists its product as uncharacterized. The transcript is spliced from 2 exons. NCBI's taxonomy places the organism in Eukaryota, Fungi, Ascomycota, Sordariomycetes, Glomerellales, Glomerellaceae. The record is from RefSeq and is a predicted model, not a curated record. The coding region runs from base 1 to 456 and encodes 151 amino acids.